CCUUGACACUCACAGUUGUAUGCUUCACACUUUCUAAAAACCGCAAUUGAAAAGCAUAUCGCACAAAUAUCUCAGGGGGUAUUCUUGGCAUGCUAAUGAACCUCUGAGCAUGGCGCCCAAGAAAUCUCAUCUUGAUCUACUGAAGGAGUGCGACUCAUUCCCGUACCCCUCCACAGACCCCGUGCUUUAUAGUCAGCACAUCGGGACAUAUUAUCACCUCCGUGUGGCCGCAUAUCCAGACGUUACGCUUGGGUUUCUUUUACCAUCAGUAGCAUUAACACUUCGUGGCCUCCCUGAUUGGGAAGUUUCCGAGGAAGAUGCGCAGCCUCGAACCAUUACUCUGAUCAAUGGCACAAACGAACAGGAGAGAAGUGCGAUUGUCGCAAAGACUGUGACUGCAAUGAGGCAGACGGGACAUUGGAAAGUCCUUGAAAAGUGGCGGAACGAGCUGUACGCAGUGUAUGGGCCUGAUGGCGAUAUGGCUUUCGCGAUCGAGCGUUCUGCGAGCCCGCUCUUCGGCGUUGUUACCUACGGCGUCCACUUGACAUGCUACACGCGCGAUGUGGACAGUGGAGCUAUGAAGAUAUGGAUUCCGCGACGGGCCAAGAACAAGCAAACGUACCCGUCUAUGCUGGAUAAUUCCGUCGCCGGAGGCAUCGCGGCUGGAGAGGAGCCAUUUGAAUGUCUUGUCAGAGAAGCCAUGGAGGAGGCGAGCUUACCCGAAGCGAUCUCACGGAAGGCGAAGGCUGCGGGCUGUGUCACAUACUUUUAUAUCAGAGAUGAACGAGCUGGUGGAGAAACAGGGCUGCUGCAGCCUGAAUGCCAGUACAUAUAUGACCUAGACUUGACCGGCGCGAAAGACGAGCAUGGUGACGGCGUGGUAUGCAAGCCGAACGACGAAGAGGUAGAAGCCUUUGAGCUGCUCGAUGUAGAACAGGUAAUUACUGCGUUGGGAAACGGCGAAUUCAAGCCCAACUGUGCGCUCGUUAUGAUCGAGUUUUUGGUACGACACGGAUACAUUACGAAGGAAAACGAGAGGAACUAUGCUGAAAUUGUGACUCGAUGUCAUAGGAGGCUGGAAUUUCCGAUGGGCUGAAAGAUUUCUGAAGGAAAGGGAUAGAGUAGAACACCCCAUCUCUUUUUCAUUUGCGUAUCUCUGUUUGCACUGACACCGGUGCUGUUCGCAAGCAAGUUUGAUGGCUGUUUUCCAUGGAUACUGCUUCUGUGUAGAAAAGCAUCAAACAGCUCCAACACAUUGCUCUUGAAUAGGUAGACAUCUGCGUAUCCUAGAUUGCGUCUAUUCAAUGACAAUAGCUUCUCUCGCGCCAA
Verruconis gallopava is the source of this 1329-nucleotide messenger RNA. RefSeq lists its product as uncharacterized. The transcript has a single exon. NCBI's taxonomy places the organism in Eukaryota, Fungi, Ascomycota, Dothideomycetes, Venturiales, Sympoventuriaceae. Gene Ontology annotation, molecular function: 8-oxo-dGDP phosphatase activity. Bases 110 to 1096 code for a protein of 328 amino acids. The record is from RefSeq and is a predicted model, not a curated record.